UUUCACACAGUUCUGUACUCGUUGAUUCUAGAUUGGGACGUGCAAAAUAUUCAUCAUGAAGCGGGCAAUAUUACUACUGAGUCUCUCAUUAGCAUUAGUCAGUGUGCAAGGAUUUGUUCUUCAAAGUGUAAGAAUUGUUAACGGAACUACAAGUGCCCCUGGACAAUUUCCGUAUCAGGUGAUGGUAAUCGCAAGUAUUCCCUUCGGACAGGCGCUUUGCGGAGGCACUCUCAUCUCUGAUCAGUGGAUUGUUACCGCAGGACAUUGCAUCGACGGUGCAUAUGCCUUCGAGGUACAUUUGGGGGCUCAGAAGUUCAAUGAUUACACCGAACCAGGACGAGAAAUUUACUUCUCGUUUGACUCUAUACUCCACGAACGUUACACCGCGAGCAUAGCCGCUAAUGACAUAGGACUAAUCAAACUCCCGAAUAAAGUGAAUUUUACAAAGAACAUCCAACCUGCCUCACUCCCUACAUCUCAGGAUCUACUCGUUGGGAAAACUGUUAUAGCGAGUGGUUGGGGUUUACAGUCAACAUCAGCAAGUCGUCCUGCAAGCGAGCUCCAGUAUGCCCCACUGCAAGUGCUCAGCAAUGAGGAAUGUGCGAAAAGCUACGACCCGGUCCUUAUAAGGCCCAGCAUCAUCUGCGCUAAAGGUGCUAACUUGCAAAGUCCUUGCUCAGGCGAUUCAGGCGGACCGCUUGUGCUCAAUGGUACCAGAACUCUGGUGGGAAUCACUAGCUUUGGAAGCGUUCUUGGCUGCGAUUUCGGAUACCCUGGUGGAUUUUCAAGGGUUGCAUACUUUUUAGACUGGAUUAGUGCCAAGACUGGAAUAAAAGUUUAAUAUUUAACAAAUCAUUAUAAUGAUAUUAAAAUAAAGAUCAAUAAAACCAUUGAAUUAAUUGUUAAAUAUAA
Messenger RNA from Hermetia illucens (black soldier fly), 912 nucleotides. RefSeq names its product brachyurin-like. Lineage: Eukaryota; Metazoa; Arthropoda; Insecta; Diptera; Stratiomyidae. The record is from RefSeq and is a predicted model, not a curated record. The transcript has a single exon. Gene Ontology annotation, biological process: proteolysis. The coding region runs from base 56 to 841 and encodes 261 amino acids. Gene Ontology annotation, molecular function: serine-type endopeptidase activity.